AAGAACCCGAUCCGAUCUGAUUUUGAUUUUCAUGUAAAAUCCCUAACUCCGUCCUUCAUCAAGCUUCACGGCUGCUGCUUCUUUGGUUCCUUCGGCGUCCAUCGCGACAAGCGAAAAUAGCAAAGAUUGACUCCAUGGCCACCACUGGAAGAUCUAUGAUCUACUCGUUGCUUUCAUUUGCCAUCAUUCUCUCGCUUCUUGAAAUGUACAGAGAGAAAUUGGCAUCUUCUGAGUUGUUGACGAUUCUUGGGGGUUUUGUUUGUUCCCUUUUGUUUCUUUUAAUGUUAACGGUCAUUGGCAACUAUCAAGAAUCAACCGGAACAAGGACAGGAUGGGGUGCUGUCAUAUUGGCGGAAAUUGUUGCUCUUGUCGCUGCUGCUACAGUUCAUCGUGUUUGCAUCACCACAUGCUUCUUGUUCUCGGCUGGUCUUUUGUAUGAAGUAGACAAGCUUUCGGGUAUGGUGCUCAGUAUGGCGCUCACAAAACCCAAAGGGAAGCGUCAUUGACCACAAGACUACUGAAACCAACUAGUUCUACAAUCGAUUAAUUGAUGGGCGAUAAACAUGUUUGAUGGUCAUCUAGUUGCUUGAGCUUUCUAGAGAUUAUGCAGGACAUAAUUUUCAGAAAAAGGAAAAAAAAAACUGUUUCUGAUUGAUUUCAUAUCAAUGAACUGUUUUUGCUUGCAGAAUAGAUGGCAUAAGUUUUGCUGUUUUGCUUCAGUAUGUAGUGUAUAUUUUAUCUGAGAAAGAACUAUUGGCUAAUCUAGCUCGAUCAACUAACCUGAUCAUUCCUAA
Molecule: messenger RNA, 794 nt
Organism: Zingiber officinale
Lineage: Eukaryota; Viridiplantae; Streptophyta; Magnoliopsida; Zingiberales; Zingiberaceae
Product: protein KRTCAP2 homolog
Exons: 5
Coding region: 135-506 (123 amino acids)
Source: RefSeq, a predicted model, not a curated record